CGGCGGGUGUCCGGUUUCCAGCCAGCUCGGCAGGCUGGACUUCCUGUGUACACAACCGCCGCGAUUCAAGUUUGCUCGCGCUCGGCCGAGGAAUUCUGCCGGCAUACCAUGCGAGAAGAACACUUUUCCUCGCCUUUCUUUGCACUAUAGGCUGUGUAGGCGGUAUGUGCAUGUGUCUGUACUUCCUGGUGCCGUUCAGUGCGCAAAAACGGGCGUAACAACGCAGAACGGCAUUCCGUGGUUACCCAUUCCAGAGCCGGGUCCAAGCGCGAGGCUGACUUUCUAAUAUUUUCAGAAUCCCUGACAAAACAGCUUCAAAUGAUAAUGAGGUGUGCUGGACAGGUGUACUAUUCUGAAGGCGAGGUCACAUGUGGCCAUCUGACAGGUAUGCAACCCAAGCCCAGUGGAGUGUCACGGACCAUGUGGGCUGAAUGUGAAACUCAAGAAUGUUUGCAGGAAUAAUGAAAGAAGUUAACAUUGAUCAAUCUACAGUGCAACACUACUCAUAACUUGUAAACUGUUCAACCAAAUUGGACAGAGGAAGCCAAUAUGUAAGACUGAGUGCAAGAUGAAGAUGCUCUAUUUUAAAUGCUUUCAAAGCCAUGUCUUAAAAAAGGAUAAACUGCGGCAGAGUCAUAUCUGUCCUGUUUUCUUGGCUGACAGAAAAGCAUGACUAAGUGUGUAAAGCAGGUGUAAACACAGCACAAAGGGAGGACGUUUCAAUUUCAUCUGCACUUGGAGCCCACCAUGGCCGGAAUGUUUGACGACUACGAGUACGAUAUCCUCCCCACACUUCUGGAGGACGAGGAGAAUGUGUCGCUGGCCGAUAUCUUGGCGCUACGGGACGAGUGUUUGUCGGAGCAGGAAUUGUGGGCCAUCUGCAGAGAGACUUGCAUGGCGCUACGCAGCAUCGAGAUGUCCGACUUGUUCCAGACACUCUGCAUCACCCCAGAAACGCUCGCCUUCAACGCUGCUGGAAACGUCUGCUUCAUGGAUAUUCUGGAUGACAACCCAGAAGGCAUCUACAUCCCUCCAGAGUAUGACAAGACUGGCAACACAUUUAAGGCUCACCUGUACUCCCUGGGAGCCACACUCUGGGCAGCUGCACAUUACGUCAUCGAGCCGGAGGUAGAGCCCGUCAUCAGCCCGGGGUUCCGCGAACUCGUCACGCGGAUGACGUACGAGAACCCGACCGGCCGAUCCUCCCUCGAGCAAGUGAUUGACAUGUGUGAUGGAAAGCUGCAGGGGGUCUCUUCACAGAAAGUUUGUCGAAGUAUCUCAUCAAAGGGACGCAGAAUCUUGUCAAUUGAGUCACUUAAUGAUAUUGAUUACGCGGCACAGAUGCAGCAGCACGUGACGCGGCACCCCCACCACGCUACCCAGGCCCGGCGCCCUCGCCCCCGCAGUCUGUACAGUCCGGACAGCAUCGACGACACGCGGCCGAGCCAGGACACCACCACUAGCCCUUCCUCCACAGGCAGCAGUAAGACAUGCACCCCUCAUUCUUCUCCUGACAAAAGCCCCACAAAAACCCUGACUGGCUCUCCUCUGAAGAGCCCUGGGAAGGUUGGACUGUCUUUGGGAGGGCCCAGUCCAAAGAAGAUGUACUCUCCUUCUUUUAAAUCCAACCAAGGCAUUGUGUUCUUUCCAGACGGUUUAAAUGUAUCUGCACAGAACAGAAAUCCUACAAAUCCCAAGGAAAGAAACAAUGAUAAUGAACAACUCAGACACCAUGAUUCCAACAGAAAUCCUUUACCACAGGCAGCUACUGUGUCUGUUACCACGGGAACCUCUGUGAGUGUCACAACUUCUGUGGUGACUUCACCAACGGCGACCAUGAAUAACGAGGGUAGCUUCCAUCCUGUUACAAAGAACUCCUACAUGUUGCUGACCAACAAGUUUACCACAAUGAAUUUAAAUACAUCAGAACAAAAGCCAUUGCUACGGAGACCAGAAGCUCUUUCAAGAGCAAAAACAGGUCAGUCAGAAGUUCAAGACACACAUGGAGGACCAUCAGGUGAAGGUGUCUCAGAGAUAAGACCUGGGACUGUUAGUGCAUUACUAGAGAGAUACCGCAUGGGGAGAAUAGAAAACUCAGGCAAGGACAGGGAAAUGGACACCAAAAGUUCCAGCCAAAGUUUAAACAGCAUUUUAUCGCCGACCUCUGUGGGAGAUACCAGUGGAGUUUGGAAUGCUAAUGCAUUAAUGAGACAAAACUCUGCAGAUGCACUACAAGAAAGUGCAAAGGAUUCUGGAGACUCUGCCGUGCUGAGGUCAUCGGCCUUUGCACAGGUGAUGGAUAAGAAACUGAGAGGGAGAAGCCGCUCCCUCGAGGAAGUGAUUGCUGCUGACAGUACCAUGAAGUGUCUAAGCCUGCAGUCCAUCCUGACCCGGGUGGGGAGCUGUCUGCAGGAGCGCGAGGUCUGGGCGCUGUGUCGGGAAUCCAUGAUCAGCCUGGAGAAAGACAACACCGCUUUCCCUUCUUACCUCAGUUUGGACACGAUAGCAGUGGAGGAGUCUGGGAAAAUAGCAUUUCAGCAGGGAGAAGGUGAGAUGGAGACCCUGUACCUGGCUCCUGAGAUGCAGAAGGGAAGCCCCCCUACAGAACAGGCCUGUGUUUUUGGGGUAGCAGCCAGCCUUUGGUCUGCUGCCGACUGGGGUCUACCAGCCAACCAGGAACCUGCAUUGUCUGACCAAUUGGAAGGCUUGUUAGUGUCCAUGACACAGGACAAGCCUGGGGACAGGCCGUCCAUCAGAGAAGUGUUACAGAUCUGUAAUUCUUAUGACCAGCGCAGUGACGUGUCGUCCAGACUGACCUGUGAGAGGCUGGUCAGAGAAGCCAUGAGAGCGGAGGUUUUCAAUGAAAACAAUAAGCUCGUCCAGCAGUGCCUAAAGGAGGAAGCAGAAGAAAGGAAAGAGCAGUUCAGAGCCAGCGUGGUGGCAGCAAUUGAUAUGGCUGAUCCCAAGUCUGCGCUCAAGCCAGCUUCAUUCCGCCCUGUUGCUGAGCGGCCCAAGGAGCCGACUGGUUGGGACCAGCUGCUGGAGCAGAUCCAGAAGCCUCCACACGGGCUCAGACAGGUAACAGAACCAAAGGUGUUUGGCGUGAAGGACUUGUUCGAGGCCAAUCCUUAUCUGUUGAAGACGUUGCGCAUCAUCCGCCGACCAGCAAGAUCUAGAAACUCACCCAAGUCUGAUGCACCCAAAGCUCUUCCCUCUGCUGAACAGGGCAGGCUAGACUUGGUGGGAAAUAUCCGCCCUUCCAAGGAUGCUGGUCAGCUGAUUGCAGAUGCGUCCUCAACAGAAAGCAAAAUGGAACCUGUGAGUUCAAGUGGACUCUCUGACAAAGAGCAAAAGCAGUCAAUAGAAGAGGGGAGCAAGACAAUCUCCGACUCUCCUAAACUCAUGGCUGGACCAGAAUCUGCAUUUAGGAGUAUCUCCAACAUCCGUCCAAAAACUGGGAGCCUGGACCAGAUGUCCGGUGGGGAAAUGUCGAGCAGUCCGUCCACAAAGGAGUCAUCUCCUUCCCUUCCCUCUGCUUUCACAUCCUCAGCAACGCACUUCACCCCCAUUGUCUUAACUAGUCUGAAGGAAAAGUCUGUCACUGGUCUGCAGAACCCUCAGACUGGAUCCCCUCCUAAGAAGAUCUCCACAAAGAAGAUAGUCAAGGCUGUGCGAAAAGAUUUGUUGCUUUCCUUAAAGAAUCGCCCUCCUCCCACACUGGCAAACGACUUAGAGAAAGACUUGGAGGAGGAGAUGAGGAAGACCUCGGACUCAGAGAAGGCAGACAGUCCUGCUACAGCAGAACAGAGACCAGAGGAAAACAAGAGUACAGCUAAAGCUGAGAAACAAGCUGCUAACCCAGAAGUUGCCAUAACCAAGAUGCCUCCUGUGGCUGAGGUGAAGGGUCAGGUGCAGGGCCCCAGACAGAGCCACACGGACGGAGGGGCUGAUAGUCUUGGCGCUGCAGCGCCUGCCAGUCUUGCCACCUCAAACACGAAUGCAGUCCCAUCACAUUCGGGGAUGUCCGGCCCAGGUUUCCACAGUGGAGUGCCUCAACAGAUGGUCCAGCCAACACAGAACUCGGCUCACCAGGUGCAGCCUCCAACUGCAGCUGCAGCUGGCAGCCAGUCGCAGAUGCCUUCCCUUUCAGCUAACCAGCCUUUCCUCAUCCCAAAUAUCCCCAUCAGUGGGAUGUACCCCAAUAUCUCAGUCCCAAUGCAGCUUCAGCAAGAUCCACAGACUGGCUUCUUCCAGCUGGUACCAGUAAACAUGCCAGCCAUACAGAUUACACCACCGCACACCCAUGCAGGGGUGAUGGGGACAAUGCCAGCAGGGGGUGAGGGUGUCAGCACCUCAAAUGUGCAAUUCACACAGGCAUUGCCAGACAGUCUUGUGUCAUCCACUUCUACCAGCUCCUAUGAAGCUGAGCGUGGAGCCAACAAAGAACCAUCAGAAACUGUCCCAAAGAAGACAUGGAGAGAGAUAUCAGAGGAAAGAAAAUCUCCAAACCCUAUGGCAGAGAACAGAAGAGCAGCUAAGCACGGUGGUAGUGAGAGCAACAAAGAUAGCAAGGCACCAAAGCCUCCCCCAAGGACAAAGCACAAGUCUGGGCUAACCUUAGGACAGAAUGAGGUAGUCCUUAGCAAGAGUGAUCAGGACUUGUCAAAACCUGCCAGGAAACCGGACUUGAACACAAGCAAGAGUAUCGAGUCAAUCAUUCCAAUGGAAAACGAACAUAGCAAAAGCCCUGCCAGAAAGAAAUCUGACCCUAAGAAGUCUAACAAAUCCAGAUCACGGAAGCACUUGGACAAGUCCUCAGAACUGUUGACAUCACAGGGGGUCAGUCCAUCACCGCCGCUGUCGUAUGUAUCGCGAGACAGCGGCGUACAGCUGAGUAAGUCCAGCACAGAGGAUAUGACACAGUUGGACACAACGCCCACCCCAGAGGAAAUCAAUGGAACACUUGGCAAAGUCACACAGCUGAUAAGGGAGGAAUUCGCAUUUGAUGGUUACUUGGAGAAUGGGGUGGAAGAUAGAGCCAUGGCUGAUUACAUCAUGUCCUUGGCGAACCUGCGCUGGGGGACGUUCAGUGAUGCAGUAACAGAGAAGUACUGUGACCUGUACUGGGAGGAAGAGCUGCUGGAGAAGCUGUUUGAAGCCAUCAAUGGUCGUAUGCCUGAGAAGAGACACAAAGCCAAACUGAGCUCACCCAAACCGCCCCCAGAGACGGCACGAGUACUGAGCAUCGACGAGCCAGGCUCAGAAGGAGACGACAACUACCUUGCAAACCAGGACAUUGACCUUCUCCAUAUGUUCAUGGGUCGCCACCAUCCAAUCAGAGAGGAGGAAGAGGAUCAUGUGACUGGUCCCCUCUUUCCUGUGGAGAGUAGGAGUACCCGGAAGCUGCGAGGGGACAGCUUACUUUCAACAACGAGCUCAACAUCUUCAUCCAGUUCAGCAAAACAUGACAAAACGAGACAACCUGUUGUGCCAAAGAACUUGGUUCAGGUGCAGAGUGCAGAGGAACAUUCCGACACUGAAAUGGACAUGGAUACGGGUAUGUUGCCAGGCAACCUUGGAGGUAGCCAGGCCGUGAAACCCAAACUGGUACGGGUACGAAGUCAGGACACCGCCUCGGAGGGAGACAGUCAGGAGGUGACAGGAUCGGGCGGAGAGGACUCGGGGGGUAAGGAAGGGAGUAAGUUCCAGCGCCUGCAGCAGUCGUGGCUCCGCCGGCAUGGGAGGGAGUAUGACUCUGACUCCAGCUCCACCAGCGGGAAGCACUCGCCAAAAACACGGCUGAAGUCACAGGGCAACGACAGGACCAAGAUUCGCCAGCUUCUGGACAGCACCAUGACACGAAGGAACAGCAGCUCGUCUCUGAACAGCAGUGCUCCAUCCAUGCCCAACAGUCAGUACUCUAAUGAGUACGCCAGCAGCUUUGUCCCCAACUCUGCUCUGGUGUCGUCCAGCUCGCGGUCUCGCAGCCACGGCAGCCCUGCCAGCAGUGUGGUGUACCUGGGAGCAGAGAACCUGGAGCUGGACCCAGUUCUGCAGGACUACACACGGCAGCUCGGCGCCAUGGACGAGGAGAAGAAACAAAGUAUAGAGGCAAAGAUUGCGGAAGUGGAGCAGCAGCUGAUGUUUGAGCAGAAGCAGAGGUCCAAGUCUCAGAAGUUUCUGCGGCGGCUGCUGGAGUCAGACAGGAAAGGCAAAGAUGCAGAAUGGGGCCUGAGCCAUGGAGAGAACAAGGCCAUGGCCUCCAAGCUGAACAAACAGAUCAUGGAGAUGUCGGAGAGGCUGGAGUUCCUGGAGUCUGCCAAGAAACAUUUGGAGAUGCUGUAUGCAGAGCAGUGGGGAUUGGAUCAUUCCCUCCUCUACUCCUUUGCCACAAGCACCUCCGCAGAGCCGAUGCAGCUCGAGCCUGCUGAUGUCAACCCCCUGCUGAUGUUCCAGUGGUGUAAGGAGGGGGACGGUGCAGGGGGGUACGCCCGGGGGACAACGCUGCAGGCUGGCACUCCAGUCGGACUCUUCUCCUACCUGUUUGCUAGGGAUUCCUUGAUGGAAGGUUUCAUCCACCAUUUCUUCUACACCUACCGCUACUUCGCCUGCCCCUCCGAGCUCCUGUCCUUCAUCACGGAGAAGUUUCACAGCGCCAUCAGCGUGUCCGUGGACCAGCUGGACAACAAGGUCCGCGUACACUGUCGCACCAUCGACCUGAUGCAGGUCUGGGUCGAGGGCUUCUUUGAGCUGGACUUCAAGCACGAUGCAGAGCUGACUGAUCGCCUCAUGGCCUUUAUCAGGAAUAAGAUCAUCCCACUGGACACGCAGGGGGAGAGCCUGCUGCGUCUGACGCAGGCGUGUCAGCAGGGCCGGUACAUGGCGCUGAGCGGGACCAUGAAGGAGGCGCCGGAGGAGAACGAGGGAGAACUCUUCCAGAUGGUGAACGAUCGCAUCAUCAUGGAGCAGCACCAGGCUCUCAAGAAGACCAACUCCUUCCGCAUCUCCCUGUCGCUGCCCAAGAAGAUGCAGGGUCGGCAGGCCAAGCUGGCACGGGCCAACGUCAUCUCCUGUCUGAACAACCGGCGCGACCUGGGGGACGACCAGAGCGUGUACCAGCUGGCCCUGGCGCGGGAGAAGGACGGGUUCACGCUGAGCGAGUACACGUCCCGCACGCUGGCCGAACAGCUCACGCUGAUGGAGCAGGAACUUUUCUCCAAAGCCCACCCCAUCCACUACCUGAACUCUCGUGCCCACGGCGUGGGGGUCAGCGGCAACCUGACCAGUCCCAACACGCCACGCACCCAGCGCCUCGCGGCGGGCUCCCAGGAGCCGGACAGCCCCAGUCUGUUCCACCCGGACAACGUGCAGGACAACUACGUGCUGACGCUGCUGGAGCAUGCCCAGAACCUGAGUCACUGGGUGGGGGCGGAGAUCGUCUGCUGUAACAGUGCCAAGUCUCAGCUGGCCGUGCUGACCAAGUUCAUCCACGUGGCUAAGGCUUGUUAUGACAUGCGGAACUUUGCCACAAGCAUCGCAAUUCUGGACGCUCUGGACAACCUGAUAGUGCGGCAGCUGCCGGCCUGGCGGAGCCUGCCGUCCAAAGUACUGCAGAUCAUGGAGGACCUGAAUGCUGUGAAGGUGAUCCUGAAGAGUGACAGUGGCUGCCUGGUGGACGGUGAGAACCACCGCGGACGUGCCACCAUCCCCCCCACCCUCCUGUUCCUCAUGCACGUGCAGCAGCAGGAGAUCGGAGCCUUCACCAUGGCUAACGGCAUGUACAAGUGGGCCAAGCUCAGAUCAAUCGCUCGUCUGAUUGACCAGAUCCGGCUCUUCAAGGAACACCGCUUCCAGUUCGAGGCAGACAAUGAGCUGCAGCAGUUGCUAUGGCAACGCAUCCAGGAGUUCCGGGGUCACGACCUCCAGAUGCUGGCAUCUGAACAUGUGACCAACUACCACCAGCUGUCGGGCGAGAAGAACUCGCGCAAGUUCCACGACGCACUGAGGAGAGUUAAAGCAACAUUCCAGUGAAGUGGCUUUGAGCAGACAAAAAUGUCAAAUCUUUUACAGACCUUUGAAGUCUUGAGUCGUUGCUGAGAGUUGUGAGUUGCCUUGAUAGUAAAAUGUGUGGCUUAUAUUUUGGUGGUGGAUUGAAGAAAAUGUAUUCUUCACUGUACAAAAUGCAUUUCUGAAGACUAUCGUUCCCUGAACCAUUACUGUUCUCAGAUGUUACUAUAGCAACAGCUGGCAUCCUUGAUGUGUUACUAUGGCAACUGAUGACAUCCUUAAGGUGUUAUUAUGACAACACCUGAUGUACUGGAUGUGUUACUAUGGCAACAGCUGGUGUACUGGAUGUGUCAUUAUAGCAACUCUUAUAGCUACAUUUUGUAUAUUUCAGUAUUUCCUAGAAGGAGGGCCUAGUACUUACAUGUUCUGCUGUACAUGUAGUUCUUGAACCUUUUACAAGUGUAUUUUGAUCAGGCUCCAUAAGACAAGAAUGGAAGACUUGUUGACAAAAGCAUAGACAUUUGUAACAUGAAAGAAGGUACACCAGAUUUGAACCUACACCCCUGGAUGUCCUGGUACACUAACAGUGUGUACAGCUCUAGUGUUGCAGUUAAGAUGGCUGGUAUGAUGUAUAUGUAUAGUGCUGCCACCAUGGCCUUCUUGUGAGAACACUAAUAGCAUACGCAUUGACUUCUAAGAGCUAUGUACAACAGAACAGCAGAUAGAGUAAAGAGUAAGGGUACACCUGAACUGCACCAAUGAAAAGUGCUGUGCUAGAAAUGCUAGGUUGUGGCUACGUAUACGAUACUAGAGCUGGUCUCCACAAUACGUCAUGAGGAUUUUAGGAGGUAUUUAGGCCACAUGGUUGAGCUGGGAGAUCAACUGACAUGUCACAGUAAGGUAGCACAAACAUGAUCAUGAAAGUAUCUCAAUAAUGGCUGGUAAGCCCUGCAAGCUGCUGGUAUUACAGCCUACAGGUACUGACAAGUCACAGUAAGGUACAUGUAGCACAGUGAUCAUGAAAGUAAUGGUAAUGGUUUAUGGAAUCGAAACUCAUAGCAGCCAAAAAGGCUAAUAAUGGAUGGUAAGCCCUUCAAGCUGCAGGUGUUAUAGGUACUGUGUUAUAACUGCUGCAGUUUGGACAGUUCCCUUAGACCUUCUCUUCUUAAUGAAAUUUUGUGUCAUCAGCUUAAGAAGUAUUUUAUUAACUGUCUGAUCUCUCAAAAGAACAGAAAAAUUCUGUUUGUCCAGGGGAAGUCUUUUUCAAGACAGGUUCUGUACAUUUUUUUUUCUGAACACCAAUUUUAUGUUGCCAUGGAAACCUAAAAGUAACCUUGACCUUACAUGACCUAUGGUGUAAUGGUACAGAGAUGCCAUGGGCCUGAUAACUGAUUGUUUGUUAGUUUAAUUUUUGACUAGAUCAGCAUCUAAAACAUACAGCUCAGAAGACAUAAUUACCACUGCAAUUGUUACAGGACAUUAACUACAUUGUGUAGAAGUCAGUCAUUGCACUGUCCCAUUUUUCAAAAGUACUACGACGUCACAAGCCAUGAUAACAGUGCUAUGUACAGUCUUGUGAAAUAUUUGUAUAUUCUAGAGUAAUGUUAUAUGGUAGAGGACUUCUCUACAUUUGUGAGGAUUGAGAAGUUUGUUGUGUAUGCAACCUUUGUAUAUUGUAAAUGUAGCCAAGGGUGCCAAAACUUGAGAGAGCUAUCCUCAGUAUGUAAAAUGUGUUGUACCAUAGCAUAGCCAAGAGUAACUGUACUAUAUUAUUGAUUUGAUAUGUACAUGUAUACUGUCACAUCAGUCAGAGAAUCUUUAUACUUAUCUCAUGUAAAGUGGUGUAGAUAUAGUUUUUUUGUUUGUUUUAAAAUGUCUUUUGCUCUAUUUUUGGUACUAUUUAACUUUUUUAUGUUGCAUGAGUGUGGUGUUUUUGUAAGGCUUAGCUUUAAGGCAAAGGUAAUGUUUGAGCUAGGGUAUUGUUUUGUAAUUCUUAAAUCAGGGCAUUGUUAUUGACUCUUGCCAGAUACUAAUGUUAACUGUUUAUUUAUUCCAAUAGAUUGAAGAAAUGGUG
Branchiostoma floridae (Florida lancelet) is the source of this 10081-nucleotide messenger RNA. Its product is annotated as kinase non-catalytic C-lobe domain-containing protein 1-like. Lineage: Eukaryota; Metazoa; Chordata; Leptocardii; Amphioxiformes; Branchiostomatidae. The record is from RefSeq and is a predicted model, not a curated record. Gene Ontology annotation, molecular function: guanyl-nucleotide exchange factor activity. Bases 748 to 8031 code for a protein of 2427 amino acids. The transcript has 28 exons. Gene Ontology annotation, biological process: small GTPase-mediated signal transduction.